AUUAUUGAAAAUACGAAUGCUCAAUGAACCAAUAAAAAAUAACAUUUCAGUUUUUAAUUUUUAUAUGGGCUCAGACUAUUCAUAAGUAUUUUGUAUAUAUUAUAUAAGAUAACUUGGGUAAAUAUGGAUAAACACAACAGUUCGGAACUAUUGAAUUCAAAUUUUUCACUGUCCAAAAAUGCAAGUUCCGAUUCACUGGAUUCUGAUUCAAAAUCUAGUUCAUUGAAUUCCAAACACGGACAGGACUCCCCUCAUGUAUUGGGUGAUAUACAACUUUUGGAUGGUGAGAAGGUGAUGGGAGUUGCACGAGAUGUUACAUAUCUUUGUCCGUAUAGCGGUCCUUCUAGAGGGGUCCUUAAAGUGACAAACUAUCAGCUACACUUUCGUCCCACAGAUGCUACCUUAUUGCAAACAAUAUUAAGUGUACCUCUGGGUGUGGUAUCGCGAAUUGAGAAAGUUGGUGGUGCAUCUUCCAAAGGUGAAAAUUCAUAUGGGAUAGAAGUGUUUUGCAAGGACAUGCGUAAUCUGCGCUUUGCCCACAAACAGGAAAACCAUUCGAGACGUGGGAUAUUUGAAAAAUUGCAGCAACUAGCAUUCCCCUUGUCUCACAGACUGCCGCUGUUCGCAUUUAGCUAUUCUGAGAGUUUUGCUGACGAUGGAUGGCUUGUGUAUGAUCCCGUAGCAGAACUAAAAAGAAUGGGUGUCAAUAAUGAUAUGUGGCGUAUAACCCGGAUAAAUGACAAGUAUGAAAUAUGCGAUAGUUACCCGGGUGUGUGGGCGGUGCCUUCCGCAGCGAACGACGAUCUACUGCGGUCCGUGGCCGCGUUUCGUUCUCGCGGUCGUAUACCGGUGCUCGCGUGGAUACACCCGAGCUCUCAAGCCACCAUUACCAGAUGUAGUCAGCCGCUCGUUGGAGUUAGUGGCAAACGCAGUCGUGAAGACGAAAGAUACAUACAGCUGAUAAUGGAUGCCAAUGCGCAAGCGCACAAACUUUUCAUAAUGGAUGCCAGACCCAGCGCUAACGCGAUCGCCAACAAAGCUAAGGGUGGCGGAUAUGAAUCCGAAGACGCUUAUCAAAAUGCCGAAUUAGUUUUCCUAGAUAUACACAACAUUCAUGUUAUGCGAGAGAGUUUGAGAAAAUUGAAGGAGCUUUGUUUCCCACAAAUAGAUCAAACGAGAUGGUUUAGCGGUAUCGAAGCGACAUGUUGGCUCAAACAUAUAAAAUGUAUUUUAGCUGGAGCAGUACGCAUCGUUGACAAGGUGGAGAACCAUAAGACAUCGGUGCUGGUUCACUGUUCUGACGGGUGGGACCGCACGGCGCAGCUGACCGCACUGGCGAUGCUGAUGCUGGACCCCUACUACCGGACUCUCCGGGGCUUCCAGGUGCUCAUCGAGAAGGAGUGGCUCUCUUUUGGACACAAGUUCCAGUUGCGCAUUGGCCAUGGCGACGAGCGGCACUCGGAUGCAGAUCGGUCUCCCGUAUUCGUCCAGUGGGUGGACUGCGUGUGGCAGCUGCAGCAGCAGUUCCCCACAGCCUUCGAGUUCACCGAGAGACUGCUCAUCACCGUCGUCGACCACCUCUACUCGUGUCGCUUCGGCACCUUCCUGUUCAACACGGAGCGGGAGAGGGUUAAAGAGGAAGUGAAAUCAAAGACCAUCUCGCUCUGGUCUUACAUCAACAGUCGACAGGACCUAUAUUUGAAUCCCCUAUACUGGGGACCCACGUCGUUUGGCACAAAUUCCCCCACAUCUCAAUACUCCAGACCACAGACAGUAUUAGUUCCGGUCGCUUCGUUAAGAAUUAUAAAGCUCUGGAAGGCUUUGUACUGCAGGUGGAAUCCCACUAUGAGACAACAGGAUCCGAUAUACCAACGUACUAGAGAGCUGGUCGCGCUCCGAGCACAGUUGGAGGCGGCGGCGGCGGCCGCGGCGGGAGACCACGCGGCGCGGACACAGCGUCUGGCGCUCACUCCGCCACGAGUAGCCAGCCCGCACCACGGCUGAACAUACGAUACGCGAAGCUGCAUAUAAUAUAAAUACCGCCAAAAUCUACCCUCUGCCAGUAGAUGAUCAGCCUUGUAAGUCACUCAAUGAAUGUAAAACAAGGAUAGUUGCGAGAAAUGAAAAGAACAUGCCGAUUUUCAGAGGGCUAUUUAUUUUUAUGUAUUUUGUAUAAUAUAUAUCUGUAAAUCUUUAUUCAAAUACAUAUUGUGAAAUCGUGACAAAACGAAAAGAUGCUGCUUGGUGCACUUGUAUCACCCCAAAUGAUGCAAUAGUUACUAUACAAAUAAAACUGAAAACAAAAUUUUAUGAAUGAUGCGGGACUCGAACCCGCGACCUCUCCCGUUCCGUCCGAGCGCUCUUUUCUUCUUAGACUUGGAAGUUGAAAAGAUAAUUUUAAUACAUUUGCUCAAAACAUAGACUUUCCAUGCGCAGCGUGCGGAUAGUUAUUCUUUUCCGCACUAUAAGUACCUACUUUUUCUUUUCAUUCCGCACAUAGGGUUACCAUUUAUUUAGUAAUUCGAAAAGUCCUGACAAAAAGCCUGAAAUUUCGAUAAAAGUCCGGACUUUUUAGUUGAGAUCAAGAUUAAUCCGGACGGUAGGUAACCCUAUCCGCAUAUAACCUGUAAAUGCUUGAAGUACCUUUUAUUUAAAAAAGGUUUCUGACAAUUAUGAGCUUUAGCAGCAUGUAUAGCGUAGGUACCUAAAUUCUUCAAAGCUUUUUGAGAGGUAGAAGGAAUAAAUCAUUAAUUUAAAUUAAGUUAAUAAAAAUCGACAAAUAUUUACAAUCAUUGAUAGUUCAUCAACUAUAAUAUGGCGCGUUUUCGACCGGAGGCACCCGUUGACCUGAAGUGAUGCUGUGACCGCGCGCUCUCCGCCCUCUAUCUCGAAAACGGUUCACCCUAUAACUAAUUUGUAGAGAAUUUUGUACACUACAAUAUUGAUAUUAAAUACAAAUAGCAAAAAACCCAUAGGAAUUGAGAUAUUUACAAAAACAGCGCAAAAAACCGAUUUUUGUGACAUUUGACCUUGAAAUUGAAUAGUUGCGUACACCCUACCAUAUGUAGGUUUUGAGACAACUUUAAGGGUGUCAAUAUACAAGUAUUUACAGACUUACAGCUGGGUAUCUCGUAUUCCGAGAUUCUUACCUAAUUUAAGCUUAAAUAACUGGACUAUAAUUCAAAUAAAUCACACAAAAAGAAAUAUUUUGAAUUUUAAAAAAUCAUUGUCAUUGAAUGAAUAAUUGAAUUGUUAAAUGAAUGGAAUGCAUAAAAACCGCUGUCAUGCAUUGUCCUCUAAAACAAGUAACGCAAAAAAUCUGUUGUAAUAGUGAUUGGGUUGAAUAUUGGUUUUUCGCAAAUGUAUUAGAAAAACUUCUUACACGUGCGCAUAUGAUUUGCUGAUCGAUAUUUUAAACGCUGCAAUGUAAAUUACUACUAAAAUAAAUAAUUCUUUCAUUAAUACUUCGUUUAUUUGUAUAUAAUCAGUAAUGGAUGAUAUUAGGUUACCACUAGGACUGGCUGUUUUAAUGUUAGCAGUGAGCUUACUGUAAUCUUUUAGAGGAUUCAUAUUCUGGGUGUAGAUAAAAUCUUGUAUGCAACUGUUGAUAAUUAGGUAUUAAAACACUCAUGUGAUACUAUUAUAUCUAAACCCACAUUCGUGUUUUAAGGCGAAGGGUUAGCAGAAAACACGCAAACAAGGUGUUUUCAGACAAGUUUUGUUGUGAAAAAGUAGCAUUUGGAGCUAUAAACACUACUUAAUCCUGUUACACAUAUCCUUAAGUCUUAUUUGUAGGUUGCUAAUGCUUGCUGUUGGUUAUAGUUAAUACUCCACAGCUGUUUUGAACUACCACUUUUCUUUGCAGUUAAACAAGUUUUUUGACAUGGCAUGACGCAUUUUUUAGUACUACUCUCAGAAAAGUUAUUCUAAUAGCUUGUAUUUUUUUGUGUAGGUGCAUUUAUUCAAAUUAGUAAUGAAUAACGAGGAUUUUAAGCAUAAAAACUGUUAGAACCUGUUAAAAUGUUACGUUUUCCACGCAAGAAUUUUGAAAAUAUUGGCUUUGUUACAUAGAUGGUGGGCCGGCAGCCGUGAGCUGAUAUCGCUAAAGGUCACUGGCAUUUAGUGUCGUCCUAAUACCCCUUAUUACACAACAGUUGCAUAAAUAACUAUUACAGCACGGCCCGUUGUAUGGUGCACAAUAAUAAUAUUACUAGUGACGUAACCGUUAUGUCUUAAAAUAAAUUCCUAUUAUAUCGACCCUGUUGCAAACUUCUUGAUCGCGGAUAUAUUGUCAGACGUAGUAAAUCCCAUAACUUGGUAUAUAAAUAUUAAUUCGUAAUGUCAUGUUUAUUUUAACAUCAAAAGAAAAAGUAAUGAUUUUUUUUAAACCUUCAAUAUAAUGUAUUCUGAAAAAAACAUUGGGUCUAAAUAUAUCUUUCAAAUGGAUCGAAUAUUGGAUUAUAUCAUAGUACAUUCCGAAGUAAUUUGAUGCAUUUCCCAAUAUAAUAUUAUAUUCUUCUAGUAUGAGAGAUACUUUAGAGCCCAAGUUUUGUUUCACUUAUAAAAUUACUGCUUUUAUAUUAUUUUAUUUUAAUUAUUACAAUAAUGGUAGAAACUUUAGAUUUUAUCGUAUGUUAUUUUACUCUUAAUGUUUAGAAUAGAAAAUAUAGCGUUUAGUUAUGAAGAACAUUAGUGUGUUUAGUAUUAUUGACCAAAUUGUCUGAAUUAGUUUAAGUAAAGAAUAUAUAAUAGUACAAGUACUGAAGUUUCAUACCGCAAAAUCAAUUAAAGAAAUAGGGACUCUUGCGGUCAUACAAUAAGGUGUAAUUCUGAUCGCACAGCGCUACUGACAUAUAUUUUUAUUCACCUACAAGUUGCCUCUCUUUCUAUCGCGUGAUUCUUACCUCUUCUGACUACAUUAGGGUUGACUUCUUUACCUAAAUUGUACCUACCUAGUAUGAGGUCAUAUUAUAAAAAUCACUGUUUUUUCUAUGAUAUAAAUAAGAACGUAAUCUUUAUUUUAAAUAAAUAUUAUUUUUUUGUCAAAAAUACAUUAGUUGAAGAUAGUAAUGUAUGCGUUGGAAUACCACAACAUAGUCUACUUAGUAUAAAGGAAAUAAAUAGGUAGCUAUCAUGAUUGGUAAUUUCAUUAUAAUAAUUAUCACUUCAUAUUAGAUUGUUGCAGCGUCUUAAAGACGCCUAAUAAAAUACCGAUCGGAUCGGGGAGGUCGGUGACAACAAAACCCGCGCGUGCGUCACUGGUCGCUCGUGAGUCCCUACUGGUGGGCCUACUCUAAAGAGGCCGCCGCACAUACUUACGAUUUCUAUACCUACACGGGGAGUGAGGCAGGCCUGGUUUAAGUAAUAUCAUAGGCAACAUAAUAUGCAAGGCGUCCCACGGCUAUGCCACAUGGAGGAGAAGUACCUUAAAUAUUGUAGAUAUAACAUUUUACUGACGGAAGACUUUAUUUUAAUUUAAAAAACAAUUUAAACUGCAUUCAUAGAUUUUGAACCGGGGAUCGAACAUGAUAUUGUCAGUUGUUUCUCCUUACGGCAAUGUCAGCUUUUCAUUUUUCUUCCGCAUCGAAUUAGCACUUAUAACAUUUCUAUAACCUCUUUAUUUACUUUUCUAUGGGAUGUAUCACUCAUAAACAUUGACGUACAAUAAACAACUAGACUCACAAUCACACUCCCAUAUUGUCUGAAGCAAUACUCUGCCUACGCAUCUAUUAGUGUCGACCGCGCUUUGAAUACAACGCCACGCAAUGACAAAGUUUUCAGUGAAAAUUCCAUAUAACAGCAUAUGCAAACUUAAAAAGGAUUGACUGUCGUAUUUCAGGUAAGUGCCCCUGUAACAAACUUGAGGUUUUUAAUCAUUUUGCUAAAUACUUACACUUCAAUUGCUAAAACUCUUGCAAUGACUUUGAAGAUUACUGCCAUUAAAUAAGGUGUUAAUUUUAAUGAAUGUUUUAAUGUUAUCUGUAUAAUAAUGUAUACGUAUAUACAACGCCGCUCGGAUAUUUUUGACGACCUUUUAAUAGACGAUUGGGAGUCUCGUUGUUUACUGCACGUCAAUGCAAGUAUUCUCAUAAGGCGCAUUAAAUUUAAUUUAUUAUUAUGUCCAUCAUAUAGCGUAGCGCUAUACACUACUUAGGUAGAACUACUUGACCGCUAUCAUAAACAAUAAUCUAAUAAUUUAAAUUUAUAAAUAAAAAAAAACUAAAAUUUAAUCACCCUUACUUUAGCGUUUGGUACUUAGUUACUCACCUGCGAGUUCUACGGUGCAGCGUGGGACAAGUAGGUGUCAGUGCCUACGGUAGCACGCGGCUACUAAAUUACUUACAGGAUAUUCCGAAAUGAUAUUACGGAAAAUUUAUUUAUUGUGGUGAAUUAUUUAUUUAAUUAUUAUAAGCAGUCGCCUGUUUAUAUAAUUACAACUAUGAAAAGAUUAAAAAACUUAUAACAAAUAAUAAACGAACUAAUUAAAACACCAUACUUUUUAAUUAUAAAUAAACAUGGUCUUAGACUGAGAUCUAUAGAGCUUACUCAGACUUUACUUACGUAAAACUUAGGUGAGUGACGUUUGCAUUGGGCUGUCUUAACUUGAACUGAGCAUAAUUUCAGCUGUCAAAUGAAACGAAAUCAAAGAUUAUGUUAAGGUUACACUUAGCUAAGUUUUACGUAAGGAAAGUGUGAGCAAAGUCUAAAUACGCUCUAUAGAUCUCAGCAUAUGUGUGUCUGGUCACACAUAGAAAACUAGUAUACUAUUAUUACACAAAUCAGUCCAAUUUACGUGACUGUUAGUCGCUUGUCUGAGCCUUAUUUAAUAAACCUAAGAAAUAUGCACUUUUUUUUACCUCCACCCAUGCUUUAAAUCCUCUAUUAAAGAUUCUAAAACAGUGAGCUUAUUGCCAACAUUAAAACACCCAAUUUCCUAAUAACCAUUACAUCAUACAAACGAGUGUUGUAAUGAAAUUCAGUACAACAUUAUAUCAUCCGUUUUCAUAAUAACACUCAUUGGGAUGAUAUUAUGGUUACUAGUACUGGCUUUUUUAAUGUUAGCAGUAAGCUAACAGUUUUAGAAUCUUUUAUACAGGAUUCAUAUGGGUGUAGAUAAAGUCUUGUAUGCAACUGUUAAUAAUUAGGUAUUAAAACACUCAUAAUGAACCCACAUUCCUGUUUUAAUACCCCUUAUUACACAACCAACAUAAAUAACUAAUUAUAAUAACCUUUAAAAACUUAUAUAGCUCCACGCUGUGUAUCGCCUUCUUGGAUUUAUGUGGCGUUGGAUGCUUAAAAAGCUACACAAAAUAACAUAAUACAUCAAGCUUUAAUAAAAUAGACUGUUAACAGAAAAAGUUUUGUAAGAGAUCAAUAAUAAAGAGAAUAAUAAAAAUAUUGACACACUCUUACACAAAUUAUCUUGCCCCAAACUAGGCAUAGCCUCUACUAUGGGUACAAGACAACGAUAUAUUUAAUACGAUAUAAAUACUUACACAUACAUAAAUACAUAUUCAUCAUAUAAAUGAUUGCACCUACCGGGAUUCGAACCCGGGACCUCUAGCUUAGUAGUCAGGGUCACGAACCAUUCGGCUAUAUGGGUCGUCAAUUAUCAAUAACCAGCUUGUGUUUUCCGAAUUUAUUUUACACAAACAUUCUGUAAAUAAUUUGUAGAUUAGGCUUAGUAUUAAAUGAAUUCCUACUUGAUGUUCACGUUAUGCUCUGGGUUAGACAGAAAUAAUGGAAUGCCAUUUAACAUAUUAUAAAACUAACAUAAAAAAAAUAUUUUUGUGUAGUGUGAGAGUGUAUUAAAUAUAUUUAAUACUAGCUGCUGCCUGCGACGCCGUCUGCGUGGACGCUCUAAAGCAGCAAAACAAAAAAAAACCAUACACGGAAAUGAUGGGGAACUUUUAAAUAUUAUUUAUAAUUAUGUUUUGAACAAUUUUCUGAUUUUCAGCUUGUUGGGAUUUUAUGCACCUUCGAAUGUCUAAAUUGACCGGGCUACUACAGUUCUAUUUUUAUAUGUUAGGUACAGUUUGAUUAUAUUAUAUGUACAGAUAAAGUCAUUUCUACUACAAUUAGUUUGCAGUUUUUAUCAAUUUUAAUACCUGAAAGCAUUUCUUUGUCGUACUUCUAACCUUUUGAAAUGAUAUUUGAUAACUAUUAUGUUUGUCUUAGGCUAGCCACCAAUGGCAUGACACGAGUUUUUUUUUUAAACGAGAUUUAAAAAGUACUGUGUGUAAGAGCGAGCGUGCAUCGCAUUGUUGGAUUUUUUGUUUUAUUUUGCCUUGUAAUAUUUUAAAUAAUAUUGUCCAACAUUAUGUACCAAAAACUCUUCAGCAGACGACAAAAUGGAAAAACAGAAAAAAUUUACGGCACUUUUCAGUGCAGUUUGUUUUUGUUAAGUAAGGAAAAUAUUUUGUAAUUGACUGUUAUAUGAUAAGUUGUAAUAUAUUAAUAAAGCUUUAUUAUGUGAUA
Messenger RNA from Leptidea sinapis, 8478 nucleotides. RefSeq names its product myotubularin-related protein 2 (gene mtm). The transcript is spliced from 13 exons. The coding region runs from base 124 to 2004 and encodes 626 amino acids. Gene Ontology annotation, biological process: dephosphorylation. Gene Ontology annotation, molecular function: phosphatidylinositol-3,5-bisphosphate 3-phosphatase activity. The record is from RefSeq and is a predicted model, not a curated record. NCBI's taxonomy places the organism in Eukaryota, Metazoa, Arthropoda, Insecta, Lepidoptera, Pieridae.